Messenger RNA from Phalaenopsis equestris, 597 nucleotides. RefSeq names its product transcription factor RAX3-like. Lineage: Eukaryota; Viridiplantae; Streptophyta; Magnoliopsida; Asparagales; Orchidaceae. The record is from RefSeq and is a predicted model, not a curated record. The transcript is spliced from 4 exons. The coding region runs from base 1 to 597 and encodes 198 amino acids.
AUGGGAAGAGCUCCAUGCUGCGAUAAGGAGAAGGUGAAGAAAGGACAAUGGUCACCGGAGGAAGAUGCCAAACUCAAGUCUUACAUAGAGCAGAACGGAACUGGUGGAAAUUGGAUUCCUCUUCCACAAAAAGUUGGCCUGAAACGAUGCGGCAAGAGUUGCAGGCUUCGAUGGCUCAACUAUCUUCGCCCAAAUCUGAAACAUGGCUCCUUCUCAGAGGAGGAGGAGAACAUAAUUUGCAGCCUCUUCGUCAGAAUUGGAAGCAGGUGGUCUUUGAUUGCCGCCCAGCUGCCCGGGAGGACAGACAACGAUAUAAAGAACUACUGGAACACCAAGCUGAAGAAGAAGCUGCUGAAUUCAUAUCUCCUGUCAGCUUCUUCUCCUCAGCCCAACUCUUUCACGGCCAAUUGCCUGAGCGGUUCUUCGAUCGAGCUGGACGACAUAUUUGGUCAGUUCGAUUCAUUCUAUGGACCGAGCGGAAUGACCGCCGGAGAGAUGACGGGAUUGCUCAGCAUGCCUGAUCAGGUUAUAAGCUCUUUGAUGUAUCCUACCAUGGCGGCCGCCGGAACGGGGAGUUACCAAUCCCUGUUUUCUUAG